AUGGCCAAGCUUAACAUCUCCUGGUCCAAUGUGAAUAGUGAGAGGGAUAUAAUCAACGCACUAGUAUGGAAUCGAUGGAUACUACGACUUCUCGGAAUCUGGCCGUUGGUAUAUUCAAAUACUACAGUGAUCGAAAAGAUAUUAGCGACGAUAUUAUUCGUGUUAUGCUGGUCCGGGUUCAGUUUUAUUCUAAUUCCCAUGGUCAUGUCUAUGCUGUCAGAACGAACGACUCAAAACGACAAAAUGAAAAUAUUAGGCCCACUAAGCUACGUGUCAGUCUCGACGUUGAAAUAUUUUUUCUUGGUAAUUCAUUAUAAGGGCAUACGGAAAUGCAUUCGCAUGCUAAGUAUCGAUUGGAGUACAGUCCAGCAGCAGGAUUAUCGAAAAAUUAUGAUUAAAAGCGCGACAAAAAGUAAUGUGUUAUGCAAGUUUUGUAUAAUAUUGAUGUAUAGCGGAGGCUUGUGUUUUUAUACCAUAAUGCCGUUUCUGGGGCACACCACAAUCGACGAGCAAAAUAAUACAAUUAAACCAAUGGCUUGCCCCGGAUUUGAUAUUAUUUUCGACUUACAUUUUACGCCAACCUACGUAUUUGUAUUUUGCGCACAAUUUUUUUGUGGUAUCGCGGUAUACAACAUCACUACAGCAGUAUGUUGCUUGGCGGCCAUGCUCGUAGGUCACGCUUGUGGUCAAAUCGAGAUCGUAACGACCCGCAUAGAAAAUUUUCUAAAAAAUGCACAAAGUAAUCAUAAACACAUAAAGCAACAAAUGGCAAUUAUAGUGAAACACCAUAUGCAGUCAUUGAG
Cyphomyrmex costatus is the source of this 803-nucleotide messenger RNA. RefSeq lists its product as uncharacterized. Lineage: Eukaryota; Metazoa; Arthropoda; Insecta; Hymenoptera; Formicidae. The transcript has a single exon. Gene Ontology annotation, biological process: detection of chemical stimulus involved in sensory perception of smell; sensory perception of smell. Gene Ontology annotation, cellular component: plasma membrane. Gene Ontology annotation, molecular function: olfactory receptor activity; odorant binding. The annotation marks the transcript as partial. The record is from RefSeq and is a predicted model, not a curated record.